Messenger RNA from Cydia splendana, 2134 nucleotides. Its product is annotated as ubiquitin-like protein 4A. The coding region runs from base 111 to 563 and encodes 150 amino acids. Gene Ontology annotation, biological process: post-translational protein targeting to endoplasmic reticulum membrane; tail-anchored membrane protein insertion into ER membrane. Gene Ontology annotation, cellular component: BAT3 complex. Gene Ontology annotation, molecular function: protein-folding chaperone binding. NCBI's taxonomy places the organism in Eukaryota, Metazoa, Arthropoda, Insecta, Lepidoptera, Tortricidae. The transcript has 2 exons. The record is from RefSeq and is a predicted model, not a curated record.
ACUCAUCACCGUGGGCUGCAAUCAAUAAUUAUAAUAUCAAUAAAAAUAAUUUCCGUUUUCUUGGUGGCACAUGUUUUAAUCAUAUUCCUUUCGAUAAACCGUAAAUUACAAUGAAAUUAACAGUUAAGAAGUUGCAAGGUGGAGAGUGUUGUGUUGAGGUGCUACCAACGACAUCUAUAUUUGAAAUAAAACGGGAAGUUGCUGGAAAAUUAGCCAUACCUGUUGAAGAACAAAAGCUUCUAUUACUUGGGCGCACCUUAGCCGAUGAACAGACUAUUGAGUCGUAUCCAACUAUAAAAGACGGCACCAAACUCAACCUUGUUGUGAAAAAACCUGAUGGUCUAUUUGAAGCUUCAAUGAAAUACUUUAAAAAGUUGGGUAUGACAGAUAAAGAAGCCACAAAUGCAGCUAAUAAACUUCUAAAAAUUGUAGAGGAUAAGUUUAAUAAGUUGUCUUGGGAUGAUAUAGACCGGUUGUCUAUGGAUUGCCUUUUAGAGGAAUGCGGCCAGAGCCGGCCAGUGGUUGAGAAUGAGCCAGAAAACGAGGACAUGUAUGGUUUGUGACCCUUCCGGAGCGAAUUGAUUUACAUCUUAAAUCAAAUGUUAUAAUGUUUAUGGCUUUAAAAGACUACAUUGAUAUUCAUUGAAAGUACAUUAUCUGAUGUGUUUUUAACAAUGUUCAUAAAUCCUUAUUGGUAUUUUUUGAAUGUCUUUUUUUUUCAUGUAUUUUAUGCGGUAUUCAUAUUUAAGGGCUUAUUAAAAAAAAACCUUGUUUUUUAUAAGCACACCUGGACAGGUUUUGCUCUCACUUUUUUAUUCUAUAUAUACAAUCCAAAUGAAUUUUUAAAAUAGGGGUCAUUUUAGUUUUUUUUUGUAAAUGUGUAGUAGCCUAAUUCCCUCCGUUUGCCAAUUUAAGACUUGUAUGACUUAAGUUUUAAAAAAGUAUACAUAAUAGUAUGUUAUUGCCAUUAUUGGCUAGUGCCCAUACAUAUUUUUUGUAUCAUUCUUACCACAACAUUCUUGUCCUUGUUGGUAAAAACACUACCUAAUAAAAAAAAUAUUUUCAUUUUCAAAAUCAUACUGGAAGAUGAUGCAACAUAAGUCUUACAUCAAUACAUUUUAAGCUGUGAUGUUGUUGAUCCCUUUAAUACUUAUGAAAUAUAUUUAUUCUGAAUGUAGUAAAUUUUAGUCCGGUACACUUAUUUUGCAGUUGCAUUGCCACAUUGCUAUGUUGUAUGUUGUAUAGCUGUAUGUUGUUGAUGAUCUUUGUGACAAGUCAAUUUCCAUACAACUGAACACUCACAGCUCUUCAUAUCCAAAAAUGUUACUAUAAGGGCGGUUACACACUAGCGUUUUAUACGCGCCUAUAAGUUCGUUUGUAGAAACGCGUGUAGGCGUGUAUAGACCAAAUGUAGCGUGUAAGCGCGUAACGCUGAAACAACCGUACAUGCGCAAAUAAACGCUAAUUUGUAACCACUCUAAAGCAUAAAAGUUACUUAGAUCAUAGAGAAAUAUAAGUAAAGAAAGAGCGGUAACUCCAUACAUAAGUUUUCUUAAAUACCAAAUCGCGAGUUAUUUCGUAGUAGACUUCUAACGUCAAGUAAUUGAAUUAUCAGUACCUCUACUUGAUACCAGAUGUCACAAGACGAAAAAUGUACUGCUAAAACAAUUUACAACUAAUAUUAUAAGCAGGAGAAAAUAGAGUUCCGGUUAUAAUAUUAGCUGAAAAUUGUCGAGUAUUAGAGUUUCGUUCGUCGCGACAUCUAUUGUCGACUAGCAGUACUGAUAAAUUCCGCUACUUAACGCUAGAUGUCGACUACGAAAUAACUCGCGUUUUGGUAAGAGAACUGAUGUAUGGAGUUACCAAUCUUUCUUUAAUUAUAUUUCUCUAUGCUUAGACAGUAUAAUAGUUGUUCUUAAUGCUUUAGGAACUGUAAAUCGAGACAUAUUUAAGCAUUCACGGCUUUAAAAUUAUUAAAAAAUUUACAAACAUUUUUGUUGAAAAACAUCAAAUAAUAAUAAACAAGUUUGUAUGGAAACUGCAGUUAACUGUAACAUUGUGUUGUGAUACUCUAUUAUUUUAUUUCUAUGGACUGUAAAUAUUUGUUUACUGAUAAGCUUUGAUCGUUCAUAUA